This is a messenger RNA of Adineta steineri, 570 nucleotides long. The record is from the annotation of a GenBank genome assembly. Lineage: Eukaryota; Metazoa; Rotifera; Eurotatoria; Adinetida; Adinetidae.
AUGGAUUGCAGUAAGUUAAAAGGUAUGUUGAAUAUAGAUCUUGAUUCAAGCAAUUUUCAUGAAUUUCCCUAUCUUAAUAAAUAUUUAGAACGGCCAAUGCAAAGUUUCACACCAGCACAAAAGAAAUUCCAACGUGAAAUGUUAGAUGCACAUAAUAAUAAUCGAUCUCAUCAUUGUACUAAAUCACUUCAACUUGAUGAUCGUCUUAGUCGUUCAGCUCAAGAUUAUGCUCAACGACUUGCUAAUUUAAACAAAAUGGUUCACAGUGGUACUAAAGGUCUUGGUGAAAAUCUUUAUAUGAUGAGUAGUUCGGAUAAAAUAGCCAAUGUCAAUGGAUCUAAAGUAACUGGUGCAUGGUAUGAUGAGAUUAAAGAGUACAAUUAUACUCAACCAAGUUUUUCAAUGAAAACAGGUCAUUUUACGCAAGUCGUUUGGAAAGAUUCACAAAGACUUGGUGUGGGUUUUGCAUUUAGUAAUGGAGGUCGAUCAUUAUUUAUUGUUGCGCAAUAUGAACCUCCAGGAAAUGUUCUAGGUGCUUUUGACAAAAAUGUUUUACCACAAAAGUGUUAA